AUGGAGUACUGCGGCAUGGCCCUGCUGAUCUGGCAGGCGGACAGGUGCAGGAAGCUGAAGGACACCGUCCUGUACUGGGGCCUGCUCUUCGCCUUCAACCUGUACAUCCCCUGCAGCAUUCUCUGGCCCUUCCAGUGGUCCUGCAGGGACCUCGAGGCCCCGGAGUGCCAGAAGGUAGACAGGUGGUACAUCAAGGAAGCGGUGCUCUACGCGGAUUGCUCCUUGCACGGCCCGACGGCAACACUCAUGAUGAUGACCUGGAUCUUGGUUCAGCCGUGGGCGAUGCUCAGGCGGGAAAUGAUACACCUCGUCUGGGUGUGGCUGUUCGGCGUCUACCUGGUCUGGAGCUUCUUGGCGAGGUACAUCGUUGGCAUCAGGCUGUUCACGAACAGGGACGUGAUGGGGCGCCUGCUCGUCCUGAGCGCCGCCAUCGUGGCCUCCACCGUCCGCAAAAUGGCCCAGGAGGACCGCGAUGCUGGCGGGGCGCUCUUCCAAGAGGUGUGA
Molecule: messenger RNA, 504 nt
Organism: Prorocentrum cordatum
Lineage: Eukaryota; Dinophyceae; Prorocentrales; Prorocentraceae
Source: the annotation of a GenBank genome assembly